AUGGAUAUCCCAACUGAUUCUGAUACCACGGCGAUGCCAGCGGCUACGGUCCAAAAUCUCGUCCAGGAGGCUGACGACUCAGCCGUCUCUAUGGAACCACAAUAUCUGGUCAUCCAUACAGUUGACUGCGAGUCGGAUGGGGCACAUGAAGCUCAUCCCCUCUCAGCAUCCUUCCUCGACCGUCCGAGGCUCUGGACCGGGGACAGCAAGGCGAGUGCGCUUCGUGGGAAGAGGCUUGUGGAAGACGUCAACAGCUACAUUCAGCAACAGGAAAACAUCUGUCUGGUGGUGUACAAGAACUAUAGAUGCGACAAAUAUCAGGACGAAAUCAAGAAAGACUUCAUUCGCACGAAGCUACUCAACCCCGACAUGACCGUCUCCACCAAAGUCUGGCCCUUUUUGUUCACCUUACAACGCGACGCCAGGGAGGCGAAAGAGGAGCACGAAAGCAUGGUCAUUCUGUCCGAUGAGCUCCGCGAGCUGCUCGAGGAACUAGAUCCCUCCCUGGAUGUCAGACUUCCACCUACUGCGCCUCCUCGAUCCAUGUCUCCACCGCCACGCAGAACCUUCAUGCCCCCUCCUCCACCGGAUCUUUACGGGCAAGAGCGAUCGGAGAUACUGUUGCGCGCCCCUUACUUGCGCCUCUACUACCAGCGAGAGGCCAUGUCAAAGUACAUAGCCGAGCACGAAGACGAAGCAAAGUAUCAAGUCCUGGUUCUGAAGAAGUACUUGGAGAAAGAGCUGGGAAGUGAAUAUGCCGAGGCGGAUGCGCUGUUCGCAAAGGGUCGUGUCUCGAAAAAGCAUUUUGAGAAACUCUUCGGCCCAGGUCAGAUUCUUGUGGCUAUGGAGCAGAAUCAACCACGAGCCUACAAGUGCACAGUGGUAGAAAGUCUCCCCCCAAAGUUGAAGCUCUAUGGCUGGACUUGGGCUUUCGACGGACACUUCCUCAAACAAGACGACGUGCAUAUGGUGGAAUGGCCAUCAGCAAAUGAGGACACGAUCGACGUAACGGCCCUCGGUAUUUACCCACUUCGAUUUGACCAAACAGGGCUUGAAGAGCGCCUGAGAGCCAGGGGUGAGAAAUUCUGGGGUCUUCGUUACCGCACGUUUGUGAGCUACAGCUCCAAAAGCCCCUCUUUUGAGAUUCGCACGACAAACUUGAGAUUCAUGAUAGACAUGAAGACGUACCAGCUUUUGCAUGCUUUACAUACCGCUGAAUCAACAGACCGAGACACCUUGAGUGCUCCAGCGAUGGCGGAGAAGAAUCCACCCGGCGACAAUUUCUCACUUCUUCUUCCUCCCACCAUUCUGGGCUACGGCUUCCAUGACAAGAAGUGGCGUCCCUUGAAUGUCUGCUCCAUCGAAGUGGUUGACUGGAAUACUACUGCAUUUGAACGUCUGGUAUUGGACGCCGAAAAGAAAGAGAUCAUCGAGGCACUGGUCACGGUGCACACAAAGACCCUGAAGUCCACAGACCUGAUCGAGGGUAAAGGCAACGGCCUAGUGAUGCUGCUCCAUGGCAGUCCCGGCACUGGCAAGACCUUGACAGCCGAGUCGGUCGCAGAGCUUACCAAGAGACCGUUGUACCGCGUAACAUGUGGCGAUAUGGGCACGAAUCCAGAAGCAGUGGAGAAGUAUCUUGAAUCCGUUUUCCACAUCAGCACCAUCUGGGAAUGUGUGGUACUCCUUGAUGAGGCUGAUGUGUUUUUGGAAGAGCGCUCAGACGCCGAUUUGGAGAGAAACGCUCUGGUGUCGGUUUUUCUUCGAGCCGUCGAGUACUACGACGGAAUACUCAUCCUAACCUCCAACCGUGUCGGCAAAUUCGAUGAGGCUUUCAAAUCUAGGAUUCAGCUUGCCGUCCAUUACCCCUCCUUAGGAGAAGCCGAACGUCGCAAGAUCUGGCGCAAAUUCAUCAGCUCCCUGGUUCCGGAAGAGCCUGACCGCGUAGUGUGCGAGCUGAACAGGCACAUACACAUGCUAUCCCAGCAAGAACUCAAUGGGAGACAGAUACGGAACACCAUCAAGUCAGCGCGCCAGCUUGCCUCAUGGAAGAAUAGGGAUCUCUGUUUCGAUCACUUCGAAACGGUUCUAAAGAUUGCAGACGAAUUCGAGAACUAUCUGGUUAGAACGCGUGGCGGCUACACCGAUAACCAGAUAGCGUUGGAAGGUAAUAUCAGAGCUGAAUAG
This is a messenger RNA of Diplodia corticola, 2187 nucleotides long. Its product is annotated as aaa family atpase. The record is from RefSeq and is a predicted model, not a curated record. The transcript is spliced from 3 exons. Gene Ontology annotation, molecular function: ATP binding; ATP hydrolysis activity. Lineage: Eukaryota; Fungi; Ascomycota; Dothideomycetes; Botryosphaeriales; Botryosphaeriaceae. The coding region runs from base 1 to 2187 and encodes 728 amino acids.